AUGUCGCUGGUAUGCAACACUGAUAUUUAUUUGUUGAUGUCGAAUCACUGUUUUCGGUGCCGGUUGUCGAGUGCAUUGUUCGCGACGCUUCAUUAUCUCUCUUUUUCUCUCUCACUCACUCCCUUUCCCACUCUCUCUCUCUUUCUAUCUAUCAGUCUCAAAUUGUUUCUUUCUAUCUUUCUAUCUAUCUCUCUACCCCCUCUCUCUCUCUCUCUCUCUUUCUAUCUAUCUGUCUAUCUAUCUAUGUAUCUCUCUCUAUCAUCUGUUCAUAUCUAUCUAUCUAUCUAUCUAUCUAUCUAUCUAUCUAUCUAUCUCUCUCUCUCUCUCUCUAUACAUAUAUAUAUAUAUAUAUAUAUAUAUAUAUAUAUAUAUAUAUAUAUCAGUCUGUUCAUACCUAUCACUAUCUGUUCAUAUCUAUCAAUAUAUCUAGCAAGCUAUCUAGCGAGCUAUCACAGUCUGUUCAUAUCUAUCUAUCUAUCUAUCUAUCUAUCUCAUUUCGUUCAUAUCUAUCUAUCUAUCUAUCUAUCUAUCUAUCUAUCUAUCUCAGUCUGUUCAUAUCUAUCUAUCUAUCUAUCUAUCUAUCUAUCUCAAAUUGCUCUCUCUCUCUCUCUGUCUUUGACUCUCUCUCUCUCUCUCUCUCUCUCUGUCUUAUAUUUCACUUCCUCAUCCUGA
Molecule: messenger RNA, 672 nt
Organism: Acanthosepion pharaonis
Lineage: Eukaryota; Metazoa; Mollusca; Cephalopoda; Sepiida; Sepiidae
Source: the annotation of a GenBank genome assembly